This is a messenger RNA of Fusarium proliferatum ET1, 1032 nucleotides long. RefSeq lists its product as uncharacterized. Bases 1 to 1032 code for a protein of 343 amino acids. Lineage: Eukaryota; Fungi; Ascomycota; Sordariomycetes; Hypocreales; Nectriaceae. The record is from RefSeq and is a predicted model, not a curated record. The transcript is spliced from 6 exons.
AUGUCCGAAGCUCCUCGUCGCAAUAAGCUCUGGCUCUGGUCUCGCUCUUCGGCAACCUUGAUAGUUUGUAUCACCGAUAGCUUGGCUCUCGGCCUCCCCAGCACAGGCUCUCAGAGAAAAGGCAACAUUGCCGGCAUGUGCAAAUGCUGGGCUGAGCCGCAUUGGCAUCGAUCCCAAGAUGUUCUAAGAAUGUUUCUUUUUCAGCCUCAGAGAUCUCCUCCCCACAAAGUCCCUGCCUGGAAGAGCCACAGGGUCAGAGUGAGCCUGCUUGAUUUUGAACCAUGCCACUGCGCGUCCGACAAUCGGAUCUUUACCUGUGUACUUCAUGUGGCACGACACAUGGUAGUAGCAUGGGAUGACCGCAGCAAGCCUACCGUUGACUACGGGUCUUUGGCUUCAGGUCGUGGCGCCGGCUGGCCCGAAGACACUACAAUAGGCGUGGACCAUAGACGGGGGGAAUCAUCAUGCAUCGUCUCAAGUAAGGUCAACCCCGAGAGGGAUGCGCAAGAGCUCGGUAUCAUUGGAUAUGACCAUGACAGACACUCUCGUCCCAUGGCCCCACGUCUCGACGAACCACAAACCGUUCAAGUUAUCGACAUGGCUUCUGAGACGACCCAUCCUAUCACUUCGCUUUUCAGUAUGGACGCAUACUGUCUUUGUGCUCUGAAAGCGCUUGGGCGUCCUCCCCCGUUGUAUGAGCGCGUAGUAACGAAAGAUCUUGAUGCCGUCGAUUUCUCCUUAAGACCGGCCAUUCAAGAGCAAGCCAUCUCUGGCUGGUUGCCGCAUUCUAUCGUCGUUUUAGAAUCAUGUACGUUGUUUUGCCUGCCCGUACCCAAGUCAUGUCUGCUCGUCGCUUGUAAAAGGCGUCUGCAGUCGUCCUGCAGAACUCACAGGGGCUCCCUGUCUGUCAUCACUACGGGUGUGGUCCCCACCACAUCGCAUCGUUUUGUUCGGCGGGGGGCAUCAGUCAAUGCCAUGCAAAAUGGCAUUGCGACGCCAACGGCCAUUCCCAUCGAGUUUAGUUGUCCCUAA